AUGGCUUCCACGGACAGCACAGCUGCUGCUUACAAUGAGGCGGUGGAGGAACUUCGUCAGCGGGAGUAUCCCAUGCUCGAAGACUCCGUCUAUCUAGACCACGCGGGCUCUACACUCCCUGCAAAGUCCCUGAUGGAUUCGUUCGCACGGGAAAUGACGUCCACUCUCUACGGCAAUCCUCACUCUGGCUCGUGGUCCUCACAGCUAUCCACACUACGAAUAGACGAUAUUCGACUGCGAUUGUUAAGUUUCUUUCAUGCUGACCCGUCUGAAUAUGACUUGGUGUUUGUCCCCAAUGCCACAGCAGGUGUCAAGCUCGUCGUGGAAGCCAUGAGGUCACUGCCGGAAGGCUACUCAUAUGCCUAUCAUCAAGCGUGCCAUACUAGCAUUGUAGGAGCGAGGGAGGACGCAAGACAGAGCGCGUGCGUUGACGACGUCGACAUGGCCUCGUGGCUCGGCGGCUCAGAUCCAUUUGCUUCUGCAGGUCCGUCCUCGGCAACCCUCUUUGCCUAUUCCGCCCAGUCUCACAUGGACGGACGACGAUAUCCCUUGUCAUGGCCGAGGGAGCUCAAGGAACAUUCAAACGGGAAAUCCGCUCCAUUAUUUGCCCUUCUCGACGCCGCGUCGUUUAGUGCCACAUCUCAGCUGGACCUCAGCUCUUCAGAUUUCGCCGCGGACUUUGUCGUCCUUAGCCUGUAUAAAAUAUUUGGCUUUCCCGAUCUAGGAGCACUUAUCGUUCGACGCCCGGCAGAGUACAUUUUUGACCGACGACACUAUUUUGGAGGUGGCACGGUUGAUUUGGUAACGUGCAAGAAGGAACAGUGGCACGCCAGAAAGACUCAAUUUCUUCACGAACGCCUGGAAGAUGGCACGCUACCCUUUCACAACAUCAUGGCCCUCGACUCAGCAAUGACGGUACACUCAAAAUUAUUCGGCUCCAUGGACAAAGUCAGUGCCCAUACGUCUUACCUGGCUCAGCGGCUGUUUGAUGGCCUAGACAGCUUGCGACAUGGCAACACGCUACCAGUGUGUGUCAUGUACACCCAGCGGCCAGAUGCUUCAACAACAUCGCUGGGAGUCGGCCCGGUGGUUUCAUUCAAUCUCAAGAAUAGCGCCGGUGGUUGGGUAAGCCUGGGAGAAGUGGACAAGCUGGCCAUUCUUCAAAAGAUUCAUAUCCGUACGGGAGGGCUGUGCAGCCCUGGAAAUGUUGCUGCCGCCUUGGCUCUGGAACCAUGGGAGAUGAAGAGAAACCUUUCCGCUGGGAUUCGAUGCGGCGCCGAUAGCGAAAUUAUGGGCGGGAAACCAACCGGCGUGAUUCGAGCGAGCGUCGGAGCCAUGAGCACGGAAUCCGAUGUCAACCGAUUUCUAGAGUUUAUACAGGAAUUCUUUGUCGAGGACUAUCCCACGCCUCCGCUAUCUCAACAACUUGAUGAGACAAGUCAUGCAGCAUCGACAUUUCGCGUCAAAUCCGUCACCGUCUUUCCGAUCAAAAGCUGCGGCGGCCAUGUCGUACCGCCAGGACUCCGAUGGGAUGUGAAGCCUGAAGGUUUGGCAUGGGAUCGUGAGUGGUGUCUAGUUCAUCCAGGUUCUGGCCAAGCGCUCAGCCAGAAACGCUACCCCAAGAUGACACUCUUACGCCCGGCAUUAGAUUUUGAAAAUGGCCUUUUGCGGGUGACAUAUCACGGUCCAGGCAGCGACGCAGACCACCCAUCGGAGAUCCAGAUCCCCUUGUCCGCAAAUCCGUCGCUAUUCGACCAAGAAUCCAAACGAAUGUCUUCCCGAGUCUGCGGAGAAGAAAUCUCCGCCCAGGUCUACAGUUCUCCCGACAUCAACAACUUCUUUUCCGACUCGCUUGGGGUUCCGUGUGUGCUGGCAAGGUUUCCCGCUGGCGGCCGUGGCCUCACCAGCCGCACUGCCAAGGCACGCAUUCAGAAACACCAACAUACCAGAUUACGUCCACUUCCCGGCUCGUUUCCUGAUAUCCCCUCGCCUCCAGACUCAGACUCCGAACAGCCCAGCGAAAGCAAGAUAUUACUCUCCAAUGAGAGCCCAAUUCUGCUCGUGAACAGCUGUAGCGUGGAUGCGCUAAACGACGACAUAACCAAUAGAGGCGGCGAGGUGGUACCAGAUGACUCUUUUCGAGCCAACAUUGUGAUUGAAUCGGAUGAAAAAGCAAAACACAACGCCUACUCUGAAGAUACGUGGAGCAAAAUUCGCAUUGGAAAUCAAGAGUUCAAGCUCCUUGGCGCAUGUCGACGAUGUCAAAUGGUCUGCGUUGACCAAGCAUCCGGCAACAGACGACAAGAGCCCUUUUCGACGCUGGCAAAGACGAGGAGGUUUGAUGGAAAGGUAUAUUUCGGGGCGCAUAUGACACAUGAGCCGAGACCGGGCGAUGCGAGCUUGGCGAGCCAGGCACCUACGAUUCAGGUCGGAGAGGCUGUUACGGUGCAAGGGUGGAUAUCAUGA
This is a messenger RNA of Pochonia chlamydosporia 170, 2466 nucleotides long. Its product is annotated as molybdenum cofactor sulfurase. The record is from RefSeq and is a predicted model, not a curated record. The transcript has 2 exons. Gene Ontology annotation, biological process: Mo-molybdopterin cofactor biosynthetic process. NCBI's taxonomy places the organism in Eukaryota, Fungi, Ascomycota, Sordariomycetes, Hypocreales, Clavicipitaceae. Bases 1 to 2466 code for a protein of 821 amino acids. Gene Ontology annotation, molecular function: molybdenum cofactor sulfurtransferase activity; molybdenum ion binding; pyridoxal phosphate binding.